AUUGUGAAAACUGCAGCCGGAAGUGGGGUUGCGCUGGAAUCACUCGUCGCUCCAGCAGGAACGUCAGACAUGGCUGAGACACACAGUUUGCAGGACCUCCGGCAGCCAGCUGUCUCAUCCAAGGUGUUUGUUCAGAGAGACUACGGCUCAGGAACCAUAUGCAGGUUCCACACCAAGUUCCCCUCUGAGCUGGUCUCCAAGAUUGACAAGCAGCAGUUCGAGGAGACGAUCCAGAGUUUAAACAACUUGUAUGCAGAGGCAGAGAAACUCGGAGGGAAGUCCUAUCUGGAGGGCUGCCUGGCUUGUCUGACUGGCUACACCAUCUUCCUCUGUAUGGAGACGCACUACGAAAAGGUGUUAAAGAAGAUUGCCAGAUAUAUUAAGGACCAGAAUGAGAAGAUUUAUGCUCCCAGGGGCUUGCUGCUGACAGACCCAAUAGAGCGAGGCCUCAGAGUUGUUGAAAUUACCAUUUUUGAAGAAAGAGGUGUUGGAUCUGGAAGAUGAAAGAAUCUUGGGGCAUCAUAAAACUCAGAUGUGUUUCUGGUAACAAGUCAGCUUCACUUGGAAAAUGUUUUUGAAGAUUCAAAAUUAUGUUCAUUCUUGUAAAUACCCAAGAUUUUUUUUCUUUUUAUAUUUGUCCAAAAGAAAUCACAUUCAGUUAUUCAGCUUUUGUCAUACUGACUAACUAGCCUAUAUGCGAUUUUGUAAUUACUUAAAAACAUUUAACAAGACUUAAUCUAAACUAUAGUAGUACAGAAGAAUAUCUAUCAUGCAACAUAAUUUUCCUGUGUCUUACUUCAUUGUAAAGGGUGACGACUGAACAAACACUCUUUAUCAAGCUUUGUAUGUUCAGGCAUCCUCAUCUGAAUGAUGUGUAAAUACUUUUAAUCUGAUCUUAUUUCUGUUAUUUAUAUGUACUCUUAUGUUUUUCCUGUAUUCUUUUUGUUUUUUUAUAUACAAUACAAUGCCUAAAUCAUGACCUAUUUGAUCUAGACCAAUCUAAUGAUCGUGCCGAUAUUUAAAUACCUAUUUUUAACACGGUACUAACAAGUAACUUGACAUGGGUAUUGAUUAGCAAAUUUAAAUUGAAGUAAUGUGUGGUUGGCAAGAGCUGAUAUACUUUACAUGCAGAUCAAUGUUGACUGUUUAGUAAGUCUGUAAACGGGGUGCUUAUUGGUGGUUUUACACAGUACAAACAUGAUGUUUGAUGAUGAUGACAAUUGUUUUAUAGUCUAUGACAUAAUUUGAGCUUGUUUGGGUGAUGGAUUGUGUCUUGGUAGUUGUAAAAUUCAAAUUGUUGUGACUUAUUAAAUGAAUCGUGUACCAAGACCAUCCCGGAAUGAUCACAUGACCAUGUUCAGUUGGAGAACAGUCAGUCUCCAAUUUAGUCAAAUUAUCUCAUAUUUCUCCAGAGUUUUAUUAGAGAUUUAUAUAUACUGCACAUGUCUUCCUCUUGUGCAUUAUCGCUUCGUCAUCACGGAAAAUCUGAAAUACUCCACAGAUGAUUGUUGGUGAUUUAUUUUUUUUAUGCAGUUGUACCUUUCUUACAAUUUUGUUAUCUUUUAUCCAAAUAAAUUGUGGUUUCCAGAAA
Messenger RNA from Cololabis saira (Pacific saury), 1591 nucleotides. RefSeq names its product golgin subfamily A member 7-like. Bases 70 to 504 code for a protein of 144 amino acids. NCBI's taxonomy places the organism in Eukaryota, Metazoa, Chordata, Actinopteri, Beloniformes, Belonidae. Gene Ontology annotation, biological process: peptidyl-L-cysteine S-palmitoylation; Golgi to plasma membrane protein transport; protein targeting to membrane. The transcript has 5 exons. Gene Ontology annotation, cellular component: palmitoyltransferase complex; Golgi stack. The record is from RefSeq and is a predicted model, not a curated record.